AUGGGCUUGUUGACGAUUAUCAAAAAACAGAAGCUCAAGGAUAAGGAGGUGCGAGUUCUCAUGUUGGGUCUUGACAACUCAGGAAAGUCAUCCAUCCUCAACUCCUUGCUCAAGAAGUCAAUCGAUGAUAUACCCCCGACAAUGGGAUUCAACAUUGAAACACUCUUGUACCGAAACUUCACAAUGAACAUCUGGGAUAUCGGUGGGCAGUCCACCCUCAGACCGUUUUGGUUCAACUACUUUGAGAAGACUGAUUCCUUGGUGUGGGUUAUCGAUGGGACGACAUACAAACAGAGACUCUACGAGAUAGCCGAGGAGUUUCUCAACAUUCUCAAACAGGACAAUUUGAUUAUCGGAUGCAAUUUCCUCAUCAUGAUCAACAAGAUCGACCUCCUUUUUGGCGCAGAGGACAUCGAUAAAACGCGAAGGGCCAGUAAACUCCAGGAAGUGACUGAUGAGAUCAUCCACAUUCUCAAAUUGAAAGAGAUGACUAACCACAGCUGGAAGAUUAUUCCCGUUAGUGCAAAAACCGGGGAGAACGUCGACACAGCCAUUGACUGGGUGGUUGACGAGAUAAAAGAGAGGUUGUACAUCUUGUAG
This is a messenger RNA of Babjeviella inositovora NRRL Y-12698, 600 nucleotides long. Its product is annotated as Arf family GTPase. Gene Ontology annotation, biological process: protein folding. NCBI's taxonomy places the organism in Eukaryota, Fungi, Ascomycota, Pichiomycetes, Serinales. Gene Ontology annotation, molecular function: GTP binding; GTPase activity. The record is from RefSeq and is a predicted model, not a curated record. Gene Ontology annotation, cellular component: microtubule cytoskeleton; cytoplasm. The transcript has a single exon. The coding region runs from base 1 to 600 and encodes 199 amino acids.